CAGGUAGGCGGGUCCCGGGCGCGGGGCGGCGGGGACGGCGGCGCGGACCGGGGAGUCGGGGCCCCGUCGCCUGCCCUCGCCCGGGACCCGCCCUGCCCGCCGAGUCGCCCGCAGCAGCGCGGCGUGGCUGUUGCCUCCUGUUGCCAGAAGUUUCCGGGUCUUCCUAGCGAGGAGGAAAGCUUCGCCCGGGCUCUGCGGCGUCCCGGAGACGUUUGUUUUUAUUUUUAUUUGUUUGCCUCGUUCGCCUUUCUGACCACCAGCAAGACAUCAUUUCAGGGGACUGUAAAUCUCCAGGCACUUCGUAAAGCGACGUACGGUUUUAUUACUUAGGAAUAUUGACUGUAUUUAUAAAUGAGAAGACUUCUGACCAGCUAAGAGAAUUUGCUGCAAGGAAUGGAAUUAGCUCAUAGCUUGCUGCUCAAUGAAGAAGCAUCCAAUCAGCUAGGUGAAGUUCAGAAGGCCGAGUUUAUAUUCGAAUGGCUGAGAUACUUGGAGAAGCUCUUGCUAGCAACAAGCAGGAACGAUGUCAGGGAAAACCAGAAGACUCUUGUUGAGCAGCUCCUCUCCUUACUGAACAGCUCCCCCGGGCCUCCCACACGCAAGCUCCUUGCUCAGAAUCUGGCCACACUUUAUAGUAUUGGAGACACAUUUUCUGUUUAUGAGACAAUCGAUAAAUGUAAUGAUCUUAUUCGUAGCAAAGAUGACUCUCCAAGUUACCUUCCUACCAAACUUGCUGCUGUGGUGUGUUUGGGUUCCUUGUACAAGAAGUUGGGUAGAAUACUGGCUAAUGGCUUUACUGAUACAGUGGGGAAUAUUCUUAAAGCUAUGAAGAGUGCAGAGUCUCAAGGCCGCUAUGAGAUCAUGCUGAGUCUGCAGAGCAUACUUACAGGACUGGGCGUCGCCGCCGCACCUUGCCACAGGGAUGUGUACAAGGCUGCUCGGUCCUGCCUAACAGACAGGUCCAUGGCUGUCCGUUGUGCUGCUGCCAAGUGUCUUCUUGAACUCCAGAAUGAGGCUGUCUUUAUGUGGAGCACAGAACUGGACAGUGUGGCUACACUAUGUUUUAAAUCCUUCGAAGGUUCCAAUUAUGAUGUGCGGAUUUCAGUUUCAAAGCUGCUGGGUACAGUGUUGGCCAAAGCUGUAAUUGCUAAGCAUCCAGGAACAGCAGCCUCGAGGCAGAGUGCUCGCAGAGUGUCUCUGGAGGAAGUUCUGGAACUGCUGGGAACAGGCUUUCUGCGUGGGAGUUCAGGACUCCUCCGAGCCAGCGGAGAUAUGCUGAAGGGAAGCAGUUCAGUCAGUAGGGACGUUCGAGUUGGAGUCACUCAGGCUUACGUGGUAUUUGUUUCAACAUUAGGAGGAGCCUGGCUAGAGAAGAAUUUUGCUGUCUUUCUUUCUCAUAUCCUAAGCCUUCUAUCACAGCUGAAUCCUAAAGCCACACAAACUCAGACUGAUGCUGUCUGCUGUCGCCGUUGUGUUUCAUUUAUUCUUCGAGCAACUAUAGGAGGCCUUCUUGGAGAAAAGGCUCAAAUUGCUGCUGCAAAGGAUCUCUGCCAGGCCAUCUGGAAGCUAAAGAAAGUCAUGGAUGCUGUGUUGAGUGAUGGUAAUUUGGAAACCCGUCUCAGUUCCACAGAUGUCGCAGCCAGCCAGCAUUCACUGAUUUGUGCAUUACAAGAACUUGGAAAUCUCAUUCACAGUCUCGGCACUACAGCUGCACCAUUGCUACAGGAUUCCAGUACAGGCCUUCUGGACAGUGUCGUUUCAGUGAGUGUGCACCCUAGCGUUUCUGUUCGACUGGCAGCAGCUUGGUGCUUGCACUGCAUUGCCGUGGCAUUGCCCUCCCACCUGACGCCUCUCUUAGAUCGGUGCCUAGAACGGCUCUCGAUACUUCAGUCUUCCCCAGAAGCAGUGACUGGAUUUAGUUUUGCUGUGGCAGCUUUGCUAGGUGCAGUGACACACUGUCCUUUGGGAAUCCCUCACGGAAAGGGCAAGAUUAUCAUGGCGUUAGCUGAGGAUUUGCUGUGUUCUGCUGCUCAAAACAGUCGCCUGUCCCUUCAGCGCACACAAGCUGGAUGGUUGUUGGUUGCUGCUCUCAUGACGUUAGGUCCCGCAGUGGUCGGCCAUCAUCUUGCCCGCGUUCUGCUCUUGUGGAAGUGUGUCUUCCCAGCGUCUCCUCAAGAUCUGCAGACAGAAAAGAGCCGAGGAGAUUCUUUCACAUGGCAGGUGACCCUGGAGGGCCGUGCUGGUGCUCUCUGUGCUGUCAAGAGCUUCAUUUCCCACUGUGGUGAUCUUCUUACUGAGGAAGUAAUUCAGCGUCUUCUGCCGCCACUUCCCUGCGCUGUGGAUUUGCUGACUCAGCUUUCUUCAAUAUUAAAAACAUAUGGAAGUUCUUUGAAAACACCAUCAGUAGUUUAUAGACAGAGGCUUUAUGAACUACUAAUUUUAUUACCUCCUGAAACCUAUAAAGGGAACCUCUGUGCUAUCCUCCGAGAGCUGUCUGCCGAACUGACUGCCCCUGAGACCCAAGCAGCAGCAUCUGCGUGUUUACUUCCAGCCCUUUGUCAUCCCAGUGACCUUUUGAUACUAAGUCCUGUGCUGCAAGAGACUGACCACAGGUUUAUUGAAGAACAGCUCCUGCUUGGCAGUGGCAUCGCCUGUGGAAGUCUAGAAUACGAUCCUUACUCUAUUUAUGAGGAGGACGCAGGAGGAGACUCUGUGCCCAAGCCCCUGCCUCCCACACUGUCGGUCAUUAGCUCUGCAUCCAAGCUCUUCGGCAUUGUCUGUGCGAAUGUGGACGAAGCUCAAAGGGUUCUGACACUGGAGCAGCUGUUGAACAGCAUAAAGCACUCCAAAGGAGCUCGUCAGCAGACAGUUCAGCUGCACGUGCUUUCUGCCAUUUCUAAUCUACUGAAGUAUGUGGCUGGCUCCAAACGAAGUUUAGGUCCAGAAGUAAGAAGACUUGUCCUAACAUUAGUGUUGGGAGCCCUAGAGAGUCCCAACCCCCUUUUGAGAUGUGCAGCUUCGGAAGCAUGGGCCAGAUUAGCCCACGUGGUUGAUGAUGCAGCUUUUACUGCUGGACUAGCUCAAGUAAGCUUCGACAAAUUGAAGUCAGCAAGAGAUGUGGUUAGCAGAACAGGCCACUCUCUGGCUCUGGGAUCCCUGCAUAGGUACUUAGGGAGCCUAGGGCCUCAGCACUUGAGUGCUUGCAUUGGAGUCCUGUACACUUUGUCUCAAGACAGCACUUCUCCUGAUGUGCAGACCUGGGCGCUCCACUCUCUGUCACUGACCAUUGACUCUGCUGGCGCCCUCUAUCACAUGCAUGUGGAGUCCACCCUGUCGCUCAUCAUCAUGUUGUUGUUAAAUGUGCCUCCAACGCAUGCCGAGGUUCACCAGAGUCUUGGUCGCUGCCUGAACGCCCUUAUUACCACGUUGGGCCCGGAGCUGCAAGGUAACAGUCCAUCUGUGUCCAGCUUAAGGACAUCCUGUCUGCUGGGCUGUGCAGUGAUGCAAGACAACCCAGGCUGCCUGGUCCAGGCUCAGGCCAUCUCUUGCCUUCAGCAGCUUCACAUGUUUGCUCCACGGCACGUCAACUUGUCUAGCCUGGUCAGCUGCCUUUGUGAGCUCUUGUUGGAUAAUUCUGUUUUGGUCAAUCUUUGUAGUCCCUAUCUGUUGCUGAGAAGAGCAGUUCUGGCUUGUUUGCGGCAGCUGGUGCAGAGGGAAGCAGCUGAAGUUUCGGAGCAUGCUGUCAUGCUGGCCAGGGAUGCCAGGGACCCGGCUGCAGAUCCUAACCUCAGAGAAGUGGGCCUUGAAGGGGCACUGCUGGCCUUACUGGAUAGAGAGACAGACGAAAGCUUGUGCCAGGACAUCAGAGAGACUUUACAUCAUAUGCUGACAUCCAUGGCCGUGGAAAAGCUCUCCCUUUGGUUAAAGCUGUGUAAAGAUGUUCUUGCAGCAUCGGCGGAUUUUACAGCUGUAACUUGUGUGGAUGCAAUGCAAGAAGAAGAAGGAGACAGAGGGGACGAUGCUUUGGUGCUGACCAGAAGUGAUGACAAACCACAGCCUCUCAGUAACCCUCGAUGGACCACCAGAGUCUUCGCUGCUGACUGUGUCUGUAGAAUAAUUAACCAGUGUGAAAGUGCAAACAGCGCCCAUUUUGACAUUGCGUUAGCACAGGAAAUGAAAAAAAGGGAUUCAAGAAAUGAUUUUUUGGUGCUCCAUCUUGCUGACUUAAUUCGCAUGGCUUUUAUGGCUGCCACAGACCAUAGCGACCACCUCCGUCUCUCAGGCCUUGACACACUCCUAGUUGUUAUUCGACGAUUUGCAGACAUUGCAGAGCCAGAGUUUCCAGGUCAUGUGAUUCUGGAACAGUAUCAAGCCAAUGUUGGAGCAGCUCUUAGACCAGCCUUCACUUCAGAGACACCUCCUGACGUCACUGCCAAAGCAUGUCAGGUGUGCAGUGCUUGGAUAGCAAGUGGCGUUGUGAGGGACCUUAGUGAUCUCCGCAGAGUUCAUCAGCUGCUUGUCUCAUCACUAACAAAAAUACAGGCGGGAAAAGAAGCUCUCAGUCACCUGUAUAAUGAAAGUGCUUCCACCAUGGAGAUCUUAGCUGUACUGAAAGCCUGGGCAGAGGUCUACAUAGUUGCUGUACAAAGACAUAAAAGCCACAGACAAACCUUGAAGACUGCUAUUAACCCAGAAGACACUGUGAGAAGCACGUCCCCUGCGCCUGGUGGCCUUCUCGACUUAGUCUGCACAGACCUGGGCACACUGAGCAGACUCUGGCUUGCUGCACUUCAGGAUUUUGCUCUCUUAACUUUGCCUGCAGAAUUUGCCUCCCAACUUCCUGUUGAAGGUGGCGCUUUCUACACAGCCGAGACCAGCGAGAAGGCAAAGCUGCAUUACCACAGCUCCUGGGCACUCAUCCUCCAUGCUGCAGCACUGUGGCUCACCAGCACAGGCUUUGCUGACCCCGACGAAGGAGCUGCCAAUCUCUCCAGGCCUGUAACUCCAACUUCCAUGUGUCAGGGCUCAUCGUCCGGGGCCGCAGUGAAGUCGCCCGAAGAUGUCUACAUGGACAGGUUCCAUCUGAUUCUAGGAAUCAGUGUCGAGUUCCUGUGUUCCCUCCGUGCAGAUGCAACCAUGGAGAGCAUUACUGCUUGCUUGCUUGCACUGCAGGCCCUUCUCGAUACGCCGUGGCCCAGAUCUAGAAUUGGCAGUGAUCAGGGCUUGGGUAUUGAAUUGCUGAAUGUACUACACCGAGUAAUUUUGACCAGAGAGUCACCUGUCAUUCAGCUGGCUUCACUUGAAGUGGUAAGGCAGAUUAUCUGUGCAGCUCAAGAACACGUGAAGGAAAAAAGAAGAAGUGCAGAAGUUGACGAUGGAGCCUCUGAAAAGGAAACCCUGCCAGAGUUUGGCGAAGGAAAGGACACAGGAGGACUCGUGCCUGGGAAGUCUUUGGUCUUUGCAACCCUGGAACUGUGUGUCUGCAUCCUCGUCAGACAACUCCCAGAACUAAACCCUAAGCUGACAGGUGGCCCUAGAGUGAAGGCUUCCCAGCCGCAGACCCUGUCAGAGGAGGGGAGUGGGCUGGUCGCAGCUGCCUUGGGCAUCCUUGCUGAGCUUCCUGCAGUGUGCUCUCCUGAAGGAAGCAUCUCAAUCCUCCCUACUGUGUUGUACCUUGUGACUGGAGUCCUUCGAGAAACUGCGGUGAAGUUGCCUGGGGGCCAGUUAUCCCCACCUGUCACAGCUUCCCUGCAGGCGCUGAAAGGCAUCUUAACCUCCCCCAUGGCCCGAGCAGAAAAGAGUCACAAGGCUUGGACCAGCCUCCUCCAAAGUGCGCUAGCAACUGUGCUUGACUGCUGGAGUCCAGUUGAUGGAGCGCAUCAAGAACUUGAUGAAGUCAGUCUGCUCACUGCCGUCACAGUAUUUAUUUUGUCUACCAGUCCAGAAGUGACAACCGUCCCCUGCCUUCAGAAGCGCUGCAUUGAGAAAUUUAAAGCUGCCCUGGAGAGCCAAGACCCUGUGGUACAAAUGAAGACCUAUCAGCUCCUACAUUCCAUUUUUCAGUAUCCAAAUCCGGCCAUUUCCUACCCGUACAUUUAUUCUUUAGCGUCUUCUAUUGUGGAGAAACUGCAGGAAAUAGACAAGAGAAAACCUGAAGAUGCUACUGAGCUGCAGCUUUGUCAAGAAGGAAUAAAGCUCUUGGAAGCUUUGGUCACCGUUGCCGAAGACCAGCACCGCGCUCAGCUGGUGGCCUGCCUUCUGCCAGUCCUCAUUUCCUUCCUCCUGGAUGAGAACGCGCUCGGAUCUGCCUCUUCUGUAAUGAGAAGCCUGCAUGACUUUGCUUUGCAAAAUCUCAUGCAGAUCGGGCCUCGCUACUCCUCUGUGUUUAAGAGUGUCAUGGCUUCUUCCCCAGCCCUGAAAGCCCGGCUGGAGGCCGCUGUAAAGGGCAAUCAGGAAAGCGUCAGAGUGAAGCCGCCUUCUAAACAUGCCAAGAACCUGGGGAGGAGCUCCAGCAUCCGCUUAAAGACUAACUUCCUGUGAUGCCGCUCUUCUGGAACACUGAGCACCUUAACGUAACACUUGAUAGUCUCCUUCCUUAGAGACAGCAGAGAACAGCGACAAGUGCACUUGGAAAUCCUGUUAAUUGUUCCAGUUUCAGGAGUGACAGAAAACUUAACAGUCUUCGUAAUUUUGGUUUGGUUUGGUUUCCAUUAACAAAGAACAUGUAACUGUCAGAGACUUCUUGCCAGGCAUGCUAAGGAAGUGCCAAAGACAAAUUGACUAAGCAGCCCGCUGCUCUGGAAAUGAGGGGCCGCGCUGCAGCUGCGCAUGCCCAUCGCCGACAGGCGGCCUUGUGGUAGAGAGUAUUGGUGUUACCAGCCAUAUCCCAGUGACUGGUGACAAGUCCAGCCGUGUGGAGCAGUGGUACCAAACUUUGGUGUAUUUCUCAAGCAGCAUAAGUGGUUAGGGCAGGGAAGGGGGCACUCAGAAGCCUGAGGAAGGAGGAUCAUCAAAAUUCAGUGCCAGGCUGGCCUACACAGCAAGUUCCAGACCAGUCAGGACUACAUGAUAAGACUGCUCUCAAAAAAUAAAUUAAUUAACAAACUAACUAAUAAUAAUAACGCCAACAGUAAAUAAGUGGUUGGCACGCUCUUUAAGAACAGAUCUAGAAUUACCCAGCGUGCAAUAGGAGAGAGCUUCAGCCCCACCAUGUGGCCUGAGGCUGUGUGACCUCCCGAUGGUCAUGGCUGCAUCUUUGAGGUGAGUCUGUGGUGAGCUCACACAGAACGCUCUUGUGGGGAACAGAACGUCUCCACCCUCCUGUUUCUCAGAUGGGUUUUCUGUUACCUCUGUUCCAUUUUGUUCGUUUUUAUUGGUGGAAAUCAUUUAUAUUGAGAGCUUAGUAUAGAUCAUGUCUAUAUAUGCAUGGGAUUAUAUGAAUGUCAAAUUUAGCACAACAAAUUUAGACCUUGAGUGAAUUCACAUACGUUUUUUUACAAAGAAUGUAUUUUAAUAUACAAAUAUAUAAUGAUAAAGUCAUACUGGUUGAAGAUAUUUUUGGCUGUAUUUACGAUCAUUUCCCUCCACUGCAGUGUUAUUCUGUGUGAACUGAUCACUAUGUCAAAGCGAUGCAGCUUCCUGUUAAAAUUUACAAACUGCAGAGGCAGAGACAUGGUCAGAAGAGUAAGACUGACUAGAGCAGGAGCUGUGUGAUGGACUCUAUUUUAUUAUGUUUGUAUGUGAAUAUUCUCGUAAAGCAUCAGAGUGGGAAAACAUUUGGCAAACUCUAACACUGCAAUCAACUUUUCUAUAGCACAUAAAUAAAGCUAAUUUUCUCUAA
Messenger RNA from Meriones unguiculatus (Mongolian gerbil), 7840 nucleotides. RefSeq names its product HEAT repeat containing 5A (gene Heatr5a). NCBI's taxonomy places the organism in Eukaryota, Metazoa, Chordata, Mammalia, Rodentia, Muridae. Gene Ontology annotation, cellular component: Golgi apparatus; membrane; endocytic vesicle. Gene Ontology annotation, biological process: retrograde transport, endosome to Golgi; intracellular protein localization; endocytosis. Bases 394 to 6540 code for a protein of 2048 amino acids. The record is from RefSeq and is a predicted model, not a curated record. The transcript is spliced from 37 exons.